AUGGCUACUUUAGAACAGCCUACAGGCGCAAGCCCCGAUUCUCCAUCGACCGUGGAAGAAUUUACUCCUACUUUCUACAUCGGUCAUCAUGAGUCCAGGCGGCCAUUGCCUGUCACGGAUUUUACUCUGCGACAGGCUCAGGAUGUGGGGUACGAUAUGCUCACGAGUCCCAUAACUAGUCCGCAUUUCCAUUCACGGGUAUUGGCUCUAGUCUCGUCUUAUCUAUCCGAAGUUUCACAACUAGAGUCGGCAGGAAAGCUCACGACAAAGAGCCUUCCGCCUAUUCCAAUUAUUCCUCCUUUAAAUCCAGUUGAUACGCCCCUGGCACCUUCCAACACGCUCUCUCAGAUUAUUGCAUACACUAGCCCAUGGAUAGAUUUAUGCUCUCCCGAUCCGUUGAUCUCCAACAUCUCGCGCCAGGUUUUGAACAUCGAAAUAGCAUAUGCUUCCUUUUGCGGUGUUGGCCAUGUCAUCAUAUCUGGGCCGAGAAACUAUAGCAUGGGAACUGGAGAAGAUAAUGGCCUCAUCCAGUACGCCCGCGUAAUACAGGAAGCGCUCACUAUAGGCUGCUAUAUCCAGAUAGCAAUCCAGUUGCCCAUGUACGGACACGAAGAGGCGAAGGAUCUGACAGGCGACCUGCAACCAUUUGCGAGAGAUCAGUAUUUGACGGCAAGCCAGAAGGCAAAUUCGGACAUUGGCUUGUUUGGGACAUGGGACGCAUGGAAUUUUAUUCGCACUGUAUCUCUUGGAAUCCCCCGCCAACUUCCGGUUGAUGCACUACAGUCUCGCUGGUUUGCAGAGCCUUUACGGCUGUUGUCAUUUUCAGCAUCCACAUUUCUUAAAAAUAAAGGUGGCCACCCAGUUUUGAGUAAGAGUCAUCAGAACCUUAUAUCGAGAUACAUGCGAUUAAAACAAACUCCCUGGUUUUUGCUCUCCGAUGUUGGGCCUAUUCCUGGUCUAGACAGUUCAACGCAGCUUACAGACGUUGCUGAUGGCUUUCCAUCUCCUAGCGCCGUAGCAGAUGCAUCUAGAUCAGUUUCAGCCUCGCCAACUCCUGCGGAAUCUACGGAAUUUUCGUUGAAAGAUCCCAAUAAACCGAAGCCUAAGUUGAAGGACCCUGCAGCACAUCUGAUCUACAUGAGAUACCUCCAAAGAAAUCAACCGCCUAAAUCCGCUAUUGAGAGGUUCGGAAUGGGCUAUCAAGAUUAUCUUCAAGCUCCCCUUCAACCGUUGACUGAUAACCUGGAGUCUGUUACAUAUGAGGUCUUCGAAAAAGACCCAGUAAAAUAUGACUGGUAUGAACGUGCAAUUGCACAAGCACUUUCCGACUGGGCUCGGCAGAACAAGCCAACCUCAAGUCUAUCUAGUGCGGUAGUGAUUGCUGUUGCUGGCUCCGGGCGGGGCCCCUUGGUUACACGGGCUCUGAGAGCAAGUCAAACUACGGGGGUCCCUGUUGAAGUCUGGGCCGUCGAAAAAAAUCCAAAUGCAUAUGUGCUUCUUCAGAAACAUAACGAAGAGGACUGGGGUGGAGUGGUCAAUGUGGUCAAGAGCGAUAUGCGCGCCUGGGCAGGGCCACAUCACAACCAUAAAGCUGUAAUAGGGCAGGCAAUCGCCAACGCCUCGAGCAUGGCAUCGUCUUCGCACGGUAAAGUCGAUAUCCUUGUUUCGGAACUCCUUGGUUCAUUUGCCGAUAACGAGCUUUCGCCGGAAUGUCUGGAUGGUGUUCAACAUGUACUCGCGCCCGAGUUCGGUAUUUCUAUACCAAGCUCCUACACCGCCCAUCUCACCCCAAUCCUCUCUCCGCGCCUACAUGCCGAUAUUUCCCAUCGAGCAGAGAGCGACCCCACCGCCACGGAAACGCCUUAUGUCGUCAUGCUACACGCGAUCGACUACCUCGCAAGUCCUGUGCCUGAUCAUCCCCGCAUUCAACAGGUGUGGGAGUUUGUCCAUCCUCUUCCAGCAAGUACGCUCGCCAUUGCAGAAGCUAGAAGAAGGGGUGGAGUCAGCGGAGGAGGCGGCGGAAGCAUGUCAGGAGGUGACGGCGCGAAUGAACACAACAGUCGUUAUUCCAAGCUAAAAUUCGUGUGUAGAGACCGGGGUGUAGUAAAUGGUUUGGCAGGAUACUUCGAAGCUGUUCUCUACGAUGGUGGAGAGCAAGGGCAAGUUGAAUUGAGUACAAGGCCUGAUACUAUUGAUGCUAAAAGCAAAGAUAUGAUCUCUUGGUUCCCAAUCUACUUUCCCCUCAAGACACCUCUUUAUUUCCCUGAUGAUUCGGAACUGGAAGUCAGUAUUUGGAGGCAGACUGAUGACAGGAAGGUGUGGUACGAAUGGACAGUGGAGGCAUUCGUAAUGGUCGGGCCAGACAAGAGAAUGAGAUUGGGAAUGAGUGAGGUUGGAAAUAGCAGAAAAGUAGGAUGCCUUAUGUGA
Messenger RNA from Venustampulla echinocandica, 2427 nucleotides. RefSeq lists its product as uncharacterized. Gene Ontology annotation, biological process: regulation of DNA-templated transcription; peptidyl-arginine N-methylation. Lineage: Eukaryota; Fungi; Ascomycota; Leotiomycetes; Helotiales; Pleuroascaceae. Bases 1 to 2427 code for a protein of 808 amino acids. The transcript has 4 exons. The record is from RefSeq and is a predicted model, not a curated record. Gene Ontology annotation, cellular component: cytosol; nucleus.